UAGCCAAAAGGGCAAGCGAGUAUCAUAACUCAUAAGGGCGUGGAACCACGCGUCGCUGCGCACCCCUCACUUGACCGCAUGAAUCGCCGCGUUGCUUCCCUUUGUUUAACGAUUCUCCUCUUAAUUUAUUUUAAACUAAUCAAAAUAAUAAAGGAUUUUAAGUUGUUGACCAUGGUUAAUCGUUGACAAAGAAAAUAAAGAAACCAUAGUUAAUUGGUCAACUUGGUUAACUAACUAUAGUUUAAAUUAGAACUGAGUUCAUCGUCAUCCAUUUGAUGCUCCAAAUUAUAUUACAACACAAAGUACUUAUUUGUCCUACAAGAUGCAUAGGUGCUCAAGAUUUUAAUAGUAAACACGGCUAGAAGCCUAGAAAACAUUAACAUCUGUAAGCGUAUUAGUUUAUUUGAAUUCGUGUAUAUUGAAGACUUGCAGUAAAUUUCCCUUAAAUAUUUGUUUGGCCGAAGAGUAUGUCCGAAUCAUAAUUAAUCGGCAUAGACAAUCAGAACUAAUGGGGGGGACAUUAUGGAAAAUUUAAUACUUCAUGGCAACGUAAUGCUUUCUUUGUCUAAAUCUUAUACGUAACUCAUUUGUAUAUGUUUUCAUUAGUUUAUGACUCUAUGUAUUGGUUCACCGAUAGGAUGUACUGAUUUUUACUAAGAAUGUCCUCUCUAAAUCUAUUUGCAAAAAAGUCUAAUUAACGAGAGAUGGAUUGUUAAUAAAUUUAUAAAACUAAUGUGAAAAGAUCAAACAAACUAUAUAUUUUCACAUUCUUGGGAUCUCGAUGUUGUCUCCAAAUGUCCAAUCCUUUAUAUAUAAAGCCAGAAAACAUAAACUAGUACUCUAGUACAAUGGCAGAUUCUUCAAUAACAUAUACAUAUAACAAAUCUAGCUAGAACCGCAAUGUCUUUAUACAUACUCGACAAUAUAAUAACUAAGACUUCAUUACGAGUAGCUUGGACUCGAAUUUGAUUUGAUCUAAUACAUAUUUAUACUGCACUAUAUACAGAUGUACAAGACCUUCUUUUUUUUGAACAAACAGAUGUACAAGACCUUAUAAAUUAUAAUAAUUGUCUAUUGGGGCCAAUUGGGUCUAGCGACAAGACUUGGUCUUCUACUUCUUCUUCUUCCCCUUUCUCCCCUUUCAUAAAUAUUUGAUUUCUCAGUUUGAUAUUGGCAUGGCUGGUCUCGAUCUAGGCACAACUUCUCGCUACGUUCACAACGUCGAAGGCGGCGGUGUUGGCCAGUUCUCCACCGACAACCACCACGGAGAUGACGCUGGAGGAAACCACCAUCAUAACCAUAACCAUCAUCAAGGUUUGGAUUUGAUAGCUUCUAAUGACAACUCUGGACUAGGCGAUGGCGGCGGAGGAGGGAGCGGUGAGCUCGUUAUGCGGCGUCCACGUGGCCGUCCAGCUGGAUCGAAGAACAAACCGAAACCUCCAAUGAUCGUCACGCGCGAGAGCGCAAACACUCUUAGGGCUCACAUUUUUGAAGUCGGAAGUGGCUGCGACGUCUUCGAGUGUAUCUCCACUUACGCGCGGCGGAGACAGCGAGGGAUUUGCGUUCUUUCCGGAACAGGAACCGUCACUAACGUCAGCAUCCGUCAGCCGACGGCGGUCGGAGCUGUUGUGACUUUGCGAGGCACUUUCGAGAUUCUUUCCCUCUCUGGAUCUUUUCUCCCGCCGCCUGCUCCUCCAGGAGCGACGAACUUGACGAUAUUCCUCGCCGGAGCUCAGGGACAAGUCGUUGGAGGUAACGUCGUUGGAGAAUUGAUGGCGGCGGGGCCGGUGAUGGUCAUGGCGGCUUCUUUUACGAACGUGGCGUAUGAAAGGUUGCCUUUGGACGAGCACGAGGAGCAGUUACAAGUCCAAAGCGGCGGAGGAAAUAUGUACACGGAAGCCACCAACGGAGGUGGAGGCGGAAGCUUGCCGUUCUUCAAUUUACCAAUAAGUUUGCCUCAUAUGGGAGUUGAAAACUGGCCGGGGAACUCGUCCGGCGCCUGUAGGGCUCCGUUUUAGCUACUGUUUUAACAAACUUAAUUUUUUUUUUUUUUCAGAUUUUCUUUGUGACGGAAUUUAAUAAUAUAUGGAGUUAUGAUUUUUUUUUAAAACAAUUGUUCAUGUAUUGACCUCUCAGUACAUGCUUCAAGUUUUUUUUUACUUAAUUAUCGAUUUAUAUUUAAAGCUUCUAAUAAAAUAAUAUUCGACUAUAUGAGUAGUUCAUAGAUAGAAUCUCUGGUUUUUAGCACAGUAACUCAUCGACAGGAUUAACGGUUAAAACUUUUAUACAAUACUAACAUAUCCAAUAACGAUAUACUCUAACGCACAUAUUAACUAUAUUGCCAACGUACACACUGUUUUCUAUUAGAUUAUAAUAUACUUUCGUAAUGUUUGUUAGCAACGUUUUUAUAACCAAAGUCACGAACAUAGCAGUAAACAAUAAAAAAAUAACACAAGUUGAUCUAAAACACUGUAACCCUCAACCCCAAGUUGCUGUCUUGGGCAAUGGUUAACAUAGAAUAGCAAUGUUUUAUCACAGAAUGAUCAUUAAUACAUAUUAGAUUUAGAUAUAUAUAUAUUCGAAUGUUUUUAUAUAAUGCAAACU
Brassica napus (rape) is the source of this 2604-nucleotide messenger RNA. RefSeq names its product AT-hook motif nuclear-localized protein 21-like. The record is from RefSeq and is a predicted model, not a curated record. The coding region runs from base 1176 to 2018 and encodes 280 amino acids. Lineage: Eukaryota; Viridiplantae; Streptophyta; Magnoliopsida; Brassicales; Brassicaceae. Gene Ontology annotation, cellular component: nucleus. Gene Ontology annotation, molecular function: minor groove of adenine-thymine-rich DNA binding; DNA-binding transcription factor activity. The transcript is spliced from 2 exons.